Messenger RNA from Paramecium tetraurelia, 3909 nucleotides. RefSeq lists its product as uncharacterized. The record is from RefSeq and is a predicted model, not a curated record. The transcript has 12 exons. The annotation marks the transcript as partial. Lineage: Eukaryota; Ciliophora; Oligohymenophorea; Peniculida; Parameciidae.
GAGAAAGUUCAAAACUUAGAAUCUGAUAAAUAGGAAAAAGAAUAGAAUAUCAAUCAAUUGAAUGAAAAAGUUCAAAACUUUGAAUCUGAUAAAUAAGAAUUGGAAUAGAUCAAAUCUGAAUAAGAACAAACUAUCAAUUAAUUUAAAGAGAAAGUACAUAUCUUAGAAUCAGUUAAAUCAGAAUUGGAAUAGUAGCUAACACAUUUAAGUUAAACCUUAGAAUUAUAUAACCAAAACUAAAUUUCAACAUUUUUACUUGCAAAUCAUUCUUUUUCAUUACUAGAAUAACUUUAACAAAUUGUUGCAAAUGCUAAUGAUUUAAUGAUUGAAAAAGGAUUUGUGAGUCUUGAUUUAAGAGAAGUCGAAUCUAUUUGCUCGUCAUAAUAUUAAUAUUUAUUAAAAUUAAUGCAAAUACUUUCUCCUAAUUUUAUUCCUUAAUAAUAAUUUAUUAAUAAUGAUUAAAAAUUUCAUUCAAUUAAAAACGAUAUAGAUUAAUAGCAUACUUUAAAUACCAUUAACUCUAAUCAAAAUAUUAAAUUAGAUGCGAACUCACCUUAGAAAACAUUCUGUCUUUAACAUUAAAUUAAUGCAGAAAUUGAAAUGCCAAACAUCCUAUAGAAAAUUGAAUAUAUGCAAAACAAUAUCAAUUUUCUUAAUGAAGCGUUAUUAAGCACUAAAUAGUAAAACACAAAAUUAACAAAAGAUUUUAUUGAUUUGAUUUUAGCUCAUGACAAAAUAAUACUAAGUCUUCAAACGGAAUAAUCUUAAUAAUAAAGUUUAGAAGUUAAUAACAUAAUAACAGAACAAUAAGAAAUUUUCUAAAACAUAUUAAUAUCUGAUUAAAAAAACACAAUAGAACUAACCAACCCUGAAGAACUAAAAAGAGUAAUUAAAAAUCAGCAAUUGCAGUUAGAUUAAAUGAGUCGCAGAGCGUAAAUGAAGAUUUAACAUCUAUAAUAAUAAAUAGAUUUACUUUCUUUAGACCUAAAGUAGCAAUAGAAGCUUCGCCCUGUUAUUAAUGUUAAUGAUACACUUUUGGAGAAAAUAACAUCUUUGGAAAACUUUAAUGAUUAAAUGAGAUAAAUCAUAACAUCUAAUACAACCGAGAUUUAAAAUCUGAAUGAUUAGAUCCAACAAAAGAACAGAUGUAACAAAUUUUCAUAUUUAGAUUUUAAUAAUGAAUAAGAAUUAUAUAAAAAGUCUUUAGAAUAAUUGCAAAAAUCAUAAUUAUCAUAUAUUAAUCAGAUUGAGGAUAUGACUUAAGAGAUAAUUAAAAAAAAUACUGAAAUAAGUUCUUUAAAAGAAGAGAUUUAGACUUUAUAAUAAAAUAACUAGAGAUUGACAGAACAACAUGAAUUAAAUAACUAUUAUGAGCAAUAAAUGAAAAUGCUUUAAAAUUAAUUGGAAAAAUCGAAAUAAAAUAUUCAAUCAUAUUCCUUUGCAAACUCUCCAUAAGUUGAAAAUAAAUCUGUUUUUGGAGAUGGAGAUAAAUAUAAAAAACUAAUAAAUAGCUUGAAUGAAGAGAUCAAACUAAGCAAACUUUAGGUUUCAUAAUUUUCAACAUCUUGCUCAGCUUUGAAGUAGGCUUAAAAAGAGAUUUCUAAUAGAUUGAGAAGAAUUUUGAGCAUACCAUUUGAUUAAAAGGCUGAUCUUUAAGAAAUGCUUAAUUAGAUUGAAGAAUAAUUCGAAUUGUUAUCUUAAUUGCAACCUAGGAAAAAAAUUAUUGGUUUUUCUGAUACAACAAAGUACUUAUUAGGUAAAAGUCCAAAAGAAUUGAAUGAAACAAAACAUAAAACAAAAUAGGUGGUUGUCGAAAAUUAGGCUAAAUCAAAAGAUAAAGACAUUUAUCAAGAAGAAAUCUCGGUUGAUCUGGAUUAAAUUUUAAAUGAAGAAGAUUCUGAAGAGGAAAGUUAAUAAAAUAUCUAAAUAACUUAAUUUGAAUAUGAAAAAUAAGUAAAUUCCAUCUUACAAGAAUAAGAUGAAUUAGAAAAGAGUAGAUAAAUAAACUAUUCAUAAAGUUAUGAUGAAGUACAUAAUGAUGAAUAGAGAAAAAUUUAGAAUAUUUAAGAACUUAAAGUAGAAAUUGCUGACUUAGAAAUAGGCUAGGUAAAUAAUUAGAAAUUAAUGCUGCAACAACAACAAGAGCAUUAAGAUUCAAUUUAUCAUUUAUAAGAAUUAAUUGAAAAUUUACAACAAAUAGUUUAAUAAUAAAACCUAAAACUGAUAAAUCAAGAAGCUGAAUUAGAAAAUCAUUUCAAAAACGAAAAAUAGCAAUAAGAAAUCAUUGCUUGUUUCUAAAAUUAAUUAGAGUAAGCCAGAAAAGAGUUGAAAUAUCAAAACCCAGAAUUUGGAGAUAAUCAAAAGGAUUAUGACCAAUCAAAAGACUUAAAAAAUACAAUCCUACUAUUAGAAUAGGAUAAAUUUGAGCUUGCAGCUUAAUUAAACGAAGAAAUCACAAGAAAUAAGGAAUAAAAGGAAUAAUUUUUUGAUUCAAUCUCAAUAAGGGAUAAUAUAAUUUAAUGUAAAUAGAAUUUUAUUAUUUUAGAUUUGUAAACAUAAUUAGCAAUAAAAUCUUCAGAUUAUGAUCCUAAAACCUCUGAAAGAAUUUGGAUAUUAUAAUCAAACAUUGAAGACAAAAGUAAGGUUUUAUUUAAUGAAGUGUUAACUCACGAGGAAGCCAGAUUUGUUAGGUCAAUUUAAGAGCAUGAAAGUGAAACAGAUGAAAAUCAAACCGUUCAAUAAUAGCAGAUACCUCGUCUACCCCUUUAGACUUAGCAAUCAAGAAUCAGAAAUCCACGACCAACAAGAGGUUUGAGAAGCAGUGGAUCAUAAGAUCAUUAUUAAAAUAAUUAAAUUAAAAUUGAUUAAAUAGAAGAAGAGUACUAAGAACAAAUUUAAUUUUUAAUUAAUGAAAAAACCCAAAUGAAGGAAUGUUUAUAGAAGGAUAUUGAAAAUAAGGAAGAAGAAAUAGAUGAAAUGAAACUGGAGUUAGAUAACUUAUAAUAAAGGUUAAUAGCUCUUGAUAUAGCUAAUAACGAUAAAUAAAAGGAAUUAGAAUAAUUAAAUCAAUAUUUAAGAAAAUUAGACAAUUAAAAUUAAAGUCUAAAAAAUUAUAAUACUAAUAUAGAAAAUCAACUAAAUACUUAACUACAAGCUUUUGAAAACUAAAGAAAGAUAGUUGAGAAUAUUCAUAGAACAAAUGAUGAAAUUUAGAAAAAAUAUGACAUAUUACUACAGAAAUAUUUAAAAUUGGAAGAUGAUCAUAAUAAACUACUUGAAUAAUAAGAAAACGAUUUAGCUUAAAUAAACUUUUAUAAUGAAUCCCUUAAAAAUAUGUAAGAUUAAGUAGAAAAGUCAAAGGAAAGAAUUUGUAAGACUGUACUAUAAUCACCUAGUGGAGAUAGGGAUUAAAAUGAAGAAAAUAAAUUUAAAUAGCAGAUAAAUCGACUUAAUGAUGAAUUAAGAAUAAGUAAAUUAUAGGUUGCUUAAUAUUCUGCAACUAAUCUGUAGUUAAAAUAAAAACAUUAAGAAUUCGUUGUUAGACUUUAACAACUUUUUAAAUUAUAAUUCUAAGAAAAUGAUGAUGUUGCAUAAAUAAUCCAUUAAAUUGAGUAGAAUGUUUCAAUUUAGGAUCAAAAUAGUCCAAUUAAAGCUUAAAAAAAAUUAGGAAUGAAUGAUGCAACUCGAUUUUUCUUAAAUAGGUCGAGUAAAUCGAGAUCGUCUUAGGAUUCUAAUAGGCCUUCAUAAUAAUAAUAAAGCUAAAUACCUUCAAGAGAAAGUCCAUAGAAGGCAGAUAAUUUAAUGUAUUUUUAUUUUAUAGGUUUUAGCGAACUUGAUAAAAUACUUGACGAAUCAGAUUUUGAGAGAGAACUAUCUUAAUAACAAAAUUUCUUUUUUGACAAUAAUUGA